AUGCCGUCGGAGAGCAGAGCGGAGUGUCUGGACCAGGCGGCCGCGCAGGUGGGGACGGCUGCGGGCUCGGCUGAAGCCCCGGCUGCUCCGGCUGGCGGCGGCCCCGACCCGGAGCCCUCGUCGGCCUCGCUCGGACGUCACCAGAGCCGUCUGUCCUGGCCACAGGUGAAGCGGCUGGACGCGCUCCUCAGCGAGCCCAUUCCCAUUCACGGGCGCGGCAACUUUCCCACGCUGAGCGUGCAGCCCCGGGAGAUCGUGCAGGUCGUCCGCAACAGCCUGGAGGAACAGGGACUGCGUGUGCACAGUGUGCGACUGCAUGGCUCAGCCGCCAGCCACGUGCUCCACCCAGAGAGUGGCUUGGGCUACAAGGACCUGGACCUGGUGUUCCAGAUGGACCUGCCCAGUGAGGCCUCCUUCCAACUGACCAAGGCAGUGGUGCUGGCCUGCCUGCUGGACUUCCUGCCAGCUGGAGUGAAACGGGCCAAGAUCACACCAGUGACCCUCAAGGAGGCGUACGUGCAGAAGCUGGUGAAGGUGUGCACAGACACGGACCGCUGGAGCCUCAUCUCGCUGUCCAACAAGAGUGGCAAGAACGUGGAGCUCAAGUUUGUGGACUCCGUGAGGCGCCAGUUCGAGUUCAGUGUGGACUCCUUCCAGAUCAUCCUGGACUCCCUGCUGCUUUUUGGUCAGUGCUCAUCCCCGCCUAUGUCUGAGGCCUUCCACCCGACCGUGACAGGUGAGAGCCUAUAUGGGGACUUCUCUGAGGCCCUGGCGCAUCUGCAGCACCGCAUCAUUGCCACGCGCAGCCCCGAGGAGAUCCGUGGUGGUGGCCUCCUCAAGUACUGCCACCUCCUAGUGCGGGGCUUCCGGCCUCGGCCCAGCACUGACGUGCGUGCCCUGCAACGGUACAUGUGCUCCCGAUUCUUCAUCGACUUUCCAGACCUGGCAGAGCAGCGGCGCACUCUGAAGCGCUACCUGGAGGCCCACUUUGGAGGGCCAGAUGUGAGUCGCCGCUACGCCUGCCUUGUGACCCUGCACCAGGUGGUCAAUGAGAGCACCGUGUGCCUCAUGAGCCACGAGCGACGCCAGACCCUGGACCUUAUUGCCAUGCUUGCCCUCCAGGCACUGGCUGAGCAAGGCCCUGCAGCCACUGCCGCCCUGGCAUGGCGCCCCCCAGGCCCCGACGGGGUUGUACCAGCCACUGUCAAUUAUUAUGUGACCCCCAUGCAGCCUCUGCUGGCUCAGGCCCACUCCUAUCCCACCUGGCUGCCUUGCAACUGACUCACAUCCUGGCCAGAAGGGACUGGACCUCAAGGGGUGGGACGGGGUCACCAGAUGCGUGCGGAGGACAUGACCAGAGACAGGCAGCCUGUGCCCGCUGGCCUGGCACUGCUGUAGGGUUGGGUCUUCUAACUAACAGACCAAACUUUCCCACAUGAGGCCCUCUGUGUGGGCUUAGAGCCAAGCCAGGGUUCUUGACAAGAGGACCUUUUGGUCAUUUUACCACUUUUGGGACCAGCAUGGUUGUGGGGGACAGGGGCUACUUGUCAAGACAAAGCAAGCUUGGGUUGAUUUCCGUGACCUAGAAAGAGUCAGUCCACAGGGAGCCUGCAGUCUCCACACUGGUGAAAACAGUGUUAUGUGGCAGGACUACUCACUUUGGGCUAUGCUGAACCAUUAACAGGGCCUGGUGGUCCAAACUUGCUAAUCACCAGGAGGAAGGAAACUGAGGCAUGAGGCAGCUACUUGAGUUGGGGUGGGGAGGAUUAGCCUUAGCUCCUAAAAUUUUGUUCCCCGGGCUGUGUGACCUUGGAGGAGCUGAGGUGUACAGUGGACAGGCUCCAACCAGCCAGGGUAGGAUGCAAACCCCGCCCCUCCCAGUGUCACAGCCUCUUCCUGCCUGAGCAUUUGUGUCAGAGGGUCCUGGAUCCAAAGUUCCAGUCAAAUCCAGAACUCCCACCCUACAUACUUGUUUCUAGGACUUUUUCACAUGGGGGAGGGUAGCCAUAUGCCGCCACCUUGUCCAUUCUUCUAGAUUCAUUGCCAUUUUGCACUCUUACCACCCACCAAUAAAGAUUGUUACACUGG
Messenger RNA from Jaculus jaculus (lesser Egyptian jerboa), 2088 nucleotides. It is a transcript of the gene Tent5b, whose product is annotated as terminal nucleotidyltransferase 5B. Gene Ontology annotation, biological process: mRNA stabilization. Bases 1 to 1281 code for a protein of 426 amino acids. Gene Ontology annotation, molecular function: RNA binding; poly(A) RNA polymerase activity. NCBI's taxonomy places the organism in Eukaryota, Metazoa, Chordata, Mammalia, Rodentia, Dipodidae. The transcript has 2 exons. The record is from RefSeq and is a predicted model, not a curated record.